AUCAUAUCGCUGUUCGAUGGAGGUUGCGAGGUUUAUUCUGGAUUAUUUAUUGAUUUGAUUCAACAUCAACAAACAAAGACGGAUCCUUUUCUGGUUCUCGCAACUUCCAUCGGUGAAAUAUCUUGAUUUGUAUUCUUUUGGACGAAGUAAAAUGACGCACGGCACAGAAGCGGAAAUGAUCCCGGAGGUUUCGGCCGCCGCGAGUUUCGUGUGUAGACUACUGCGCAGCCGCGGACACCUGAGUGACGUGCAGUUGCAGGUUUUCAGAGAAGGCCUCGCGCAAGCUCUUUCAGAACACUACCAGCAUCACUGGUUUCCUGACAGACCACAGAAAGGAUCAGGGUAUCGUUGCAUUCGCAUCAAUCACGAAAUGGACCCUCUGAUUGGCCGAGCCGCCGGACACAUCGGAUUGACCGCCGGGCAGCUUUUCUCACUCCUGCCACGUGAGCUCACGCUCUGGGUGGACCCAUAUGAAGUCUCUUACCGCAUCGGCGAGGACGGAUCCAUUUGUGUACUGUACGAAGCCGAUCCGCCCGCCAAACACACUACCCCAAGCAUCCGAGGACCAUCGGUGUACGAUCAGACUGACAGCUGCAAAUACCGCUUUAUGAUGGGAGGCCGCACGAGUCCACCUAAAAACUACCUGAUGACGGUGUCUAGUUGAGCACCGCUGGCAUCACCUGACCGCAGCCACUUUAACUCCUCCUCGUGUGACUAUUUCUUGACAUUUCAAAGCCUUUAUUUAAGAUGUGUUAAAGCACUGGUUGAUAUGAGACGCACCGUUCUGUGUGACUGUUUUACCCUGAACAGGUUUUGGGGUUUUUUGGUGCUAGCGCACUGUUUCGGUGCAUUACCUCGUAUCUCACAAGAAUGUAAAGCAAUUAAAUAUUAAGGUAUACAGAUUAUAACCAGCAAAUUACUUUAUUUACAAUGCAGUGCAUUGCACUAUACAUGUUUUUAAAUACUGAGCUGCUAUUAUAAGACGCCACACAAACAAAACUCCCAUAAUUCCUCCUGCCUUAACUAUCCUCACUGCCUGCCUCUUCAUGUCUUAUUGUGCAAUAUUCAGGCCGUACGCUGUUUAAUGUCAUGAAAUGAGUCCUCUGUGGAUCGCUUUACUGCUGGUGUCUCUGGGAGGAAGAGAAAUUAUUUUUUUCCCAGAAUGCUUUGCGUGUGGUUUGUUGGUUGGUAUCGAGUGCCAGUAAAGACUGAAGUCUGUAGCACAUCUCAAUCGGGCUGCCGAGCAGCUUCUUUACUGUUUUUUGAUGAGUCGAUGUAGUUUGUAAGCUAUUAAAGCAGAUUUUGCUGUAAUGUACAUUUUUAUUUUUUAAUGCAUUUGUGCAGAUACAGAGCUGUACAGUCGAUUUUUAUUAAAAUAAACAUUUUAUGAAUUCAA
Molecule: messenger RNA, 1396 nt
Organism: Paramisgurnus dabryanus
Lineage: Eukaryota; Metazoa; Chordata; Actinopteri; Cypriniformes; Cobitidae
Gene: btg2
Product: B-cell translocation gene 2
Biological process (GO): negative regulation of cell population proliferation
Cellular component (GO): cytoplasm; nucleus
Source: RefSeq, a predicted model, not a curated record